Molecule: messenger RNA, 2130 nt
Organism: Drosophila eugracilis
Lineage: Eukaryota; Metazoa; Arthropoda; Insecta; Diptera; Drosophilidae
Gene: Mco4
Product: laccase
Exons: 4
Coding region: 132-2063 (643 amino acids)
Biological process (GO): iron ion transport
Cellular component (GO): plasma membrane
Molecular function (GO): oxidoreductase activity; copper ion binding
Source: RefSeq, a predicted model, not a curated record
ACAAAAAGGUAACCGAUGUCUGAAACCCAUUGACAGUACCAUUUGGCCCACAGCCAGAGCCACGGCUCCUUUAUACAAAUUUUUUAUUCUAAAUAUAGUGCUUCUGUUUUUUGAUUCAAUUGGAUGCGAGCAUGAAAUUCAAUUUGGUGCAGACACUGGUCUUCACUUUGUGCCUCAUAAGCGUGCAAAUAUAUGGCAUUCAAGAUGCCAGUGGGAAGCGGAUCGUAAGCAAGUAUGAGCGGAUAAUGCAGAUGUAUCCACAGUUGUCCUCAGGCGCAGGCGAGUCCUCGCAGUGGCGGGCGGCCGAAAAGGAUAAUACGCGGCAUCCUUGCAAGCGCGAUUGCGUUGAUAACCAACCGAUGACCUGCUACUACUACAUGGUAGUGCACUACGAUGAUACGAUGGCAGAGACCUGCAAGCGAUACCUUCAGUCUAAAUUCCGCUUCAAGCUGAAUGGGAAGGAGUACAUUGAUGGCAUAAAGCUGGCUGAUCAGUUGGCGGCGAACGAUGAUUGCAAGUACGCCGAUGGACUGGAGAGCGAGGUGAUGGUGGUGAAUGGACAGCUGCCCGGUAUGAGCAUCGAGGUGUGCUAUGGCGAUACUGUGGUGGCGGACGUGAUUAAUAGCAUGCAUGAAACGACGACGAUCCACUGGCACGGGAUGCAUCAGCGAUCGACCCCGUUCAUGGAUGGGGUGCCUCAUGUUACGCAAUAUCCGAUCGAGGCCGGUCAGGCCUUCCGGUAUCGCUUUGAGGUGGAUCACGGUGGCACAAAUUGGUGGCACAGCCACACGGAGCACCAGCGCGCCUUUGGGCUGGCAGGUCCGUUGGUUGUGCGAAUGCCACCUAAACUGAAUCCUCACGCCCAUCUCUACGACUUCGAUAUGUCGGAGCAUGUUAUAAUGAUCCAGGACUGGGUUCAUAACUUUGUGGAAAGCGUCGCCGAAAAUAUCCUAAUCAAUGGGCGAGGCAGGAACCUCAAGAAGGGCGUCAAGGCCGUCAAACCAACGCUAUAUGCCCACUUUCCGGUGGUCAGGGGAGGACGUUACCGAUUCCGUGUGAUUUUCAAUGGCGUCUCCAACUGCCCGAUUAGCCUCAGCAUCGACAACCACGACCUGGUGGUGAUUUCCAGCGAUGGCAACGACAUUGAGCCUGUAGAGGUGCAGCGCAUUAUGUUCCACGGCGCUGAGCGCUUUGAUUUUGUGCUGCACGCCAAUCAGGAGGUGGCUAACUACUGGAUCCGCGUAAAGGGCUAUAGCUUUUGCGCCAAGAACCAAUUGCACCAGGAGGCGGUAUUGCAUUACAGGGAUGCGGAUUCACGUACUCUGGACACCCACACUCUAAGCUAUGCCUAUGAUGCCCCAGGGAAGACCCUUAAUGAGCUGGGCGACGUGACAAGCAGCAGUAGUAGCAGUAUAUCUCUGGCUUCUCUCAAUGCUCAGCGACCGGAACCGGAAGUGCCGCCAUCAGUUACGUUCUACACCAGCAUGAACGCCUUUGAAGUGCGACAGGGUGAGGGAUUCCGUUUCCAGAUGGACGACAUCAGCUUCACCAUGCCUAAGAUGUCGCUGCUGCAGACACGUAAUCUGGGCGUUGGCCAAUUCUUCUGCAAUCGGUCCCAGCAGGCAGAUCUGGGCUUUAAUUGCCGGCAGCGCCAUUGUCAGUGCUCGAAUGUAAUCCAAGUGCCGGCCAAUCAGCAUGUAGAGUUUGUCAUCUCCAGUCUGUCGCAGACUCCGCAUCCGAUUCACUUGCAUGGCUACACUUUCCGGGUGGUCGGAAUGGGUGUGCUGGGUGAGCAGAAGAUUGGUCAGAUCGAGCAGAUCGACAAGAAGACGCCGUUGUCGAGGCGCGGUAAAGGUGCUCCACUUAAGGACUCGGUACAAGUGCCUGCCUUCGGCUAUACGAUCCUUAGAUUCUACUCCAAUAGUCCGGGAUACUGGAUGUUUCACUGUCAUAUCUCGCCGCACUCGGAGAACGGCAUGGCUGCAGUGGUGCGGGUGGGGGAGGAUGUCGAGAUGAAGAUGUGCCCGGUGAGUAACUGUGGAUUGUGCAGUUCGGUGGCCUAAUAAAGACAGUGUUACCUCACAUAUGAGCAAUAAAAGCGUUACCUUUAAGCUGGCAUUUAAAAAGGAU